Molecule: messenger RNA, 1341 nt
Organism: Cygnus atratus (black swan)
Lineage: Eukaryota; Metazoa; Chordata; Aves; Anseriformes; Anatidae
Gene: IRF4
Product: interferon regulatory factor 4
Exons: 8
Coding region: 1-1341 (446 amino acids)
Biological process (GO): regulation of transcription by RNA polymerase II; immune system process
Cellular component (GO): nucleus
Molecular function (GO): DNA-binding transcription factor activity, RNA polymerase II-specific; RNA polymerase II cis-regulatory region sequence-specific DNA binding; protein binding
Source: RefSeq, a predicted model, not a curated record
AUGAACUUGGAGCCGGGCGAGUGCGGGAUGAACUCGGUGAGCUGCGGCAACGGGAAACUCCGCCAGUGGCUGAUCGACCAGAUAGAUAGCGGCAAGUACCCGGGGCUGGUGUGGGAGAACGACGAGAAGAGCAUCUUCCGCAUCCCCUGGAAGCACGCCGGCAAGCAGGACUACAACCGCGAGGAGGAUGCUGCUCUCUUCAAGGCUUGGGCUCUUUUUAAAGGAAAGUUCAGAGAGGGCAUUGAUAAACCAGAUCCCCCUACCUGGAAGACAAGAUUAAGGUGUGCUUUGAACAAGAGCAAUGACUUUGAAGAGCUGGUGGAGAGAAGCCAGCUGGACAUCUCAGAUCCCUAUAAAGUGUACAGAAUAGUGCCAGAAGGAGCUAAAAAAGGUGCAAAACAGAUCAGCAUGGAGGAGCAACCAUUAAUGAUGAACCAUCCCUUCCCAAUAACAUCUCCUUACACUUCACUACCAUCCCAGGUACCGAACUACAUGGUGCCCCAUGAGCGCAACUGGAGAGAGUUCGCCCCGGAGCAGCCGCACCCUGACAUUCCCUACCAGUGCGCCAGCGUCCCCUUCACAGCUCGCGGUCAUCACUGGCAGGCGCCCGGCUGUGAAAAUGGUUGUCAGGUGACAGGAACCUUUUAUGCUUGUGCCCCUCCCGAGUCCCAGACUCCUGGCAUCCCGAUUGAGCCAAGCAUAAGGUCUGGUGAAGCCCUCGCCCUGUCAGAUUGUCGACUCCACAUCUGCUUAUAUUACCGUGAAAUACUGGUAAAGGAGGUGACAACUUCUAGUCCUGAAGGCUGUAGGAUAUCCCAGGGCCAAAGUUAUGAGGUCAGCAGCCUGGAGCAAGUUAUCUUCCCCUAUCCAGAGGACAACGGCCAGAGGAAGAACAUAGAAAAGCUACUGAGCCACUUGGAGCGGGGAGUAAUACUGUGGAUGGCACCUGAUGGCCUCUACGCUAAGAGACUUUGCCAAAGCAGGAUCUACUGGGACGGGCCUCUGGCGCUCUGCAGUGACCGACCCAACAAGCUGGAGCGGGAUCAAACAUGCAAGCUCUUUGAUACUCAGCAGUUUUUAGCAGAGCUUCAAGCCUUUGCUCAUCAUGGACGUCCACUGCCAAGAUACCAGGUUGCUCUGUGCUUUGGGGAGGAAUUUCCAGAUCCACAGAGGCAGCGGAAACUAAUUACAGCCCAUGUUGAACCAAUGUUUGCCAGGCAGCUGUAUUACUUUGCUCAACAAAACAGUGGACAUCUUCUGAGAGGCUAUGAUUUGCCAGAACUUGUGACUAGUCCAGAGGAUUAUCACAGAUCUAUUCGCCAUUCCUCUAUUCAAGAAUAA